AGGAGGAUGCGGUUGGAAUGAGGUUGAAAGAGAGCACAAAAUAAGCGUGGCUUCGAUUUUCGGCAUGGGUGGUAUAGGCAAAACAACUCUUGCUAGAAAGGUAUAUCACCAUGGAAGAUUGAAGGAUUAUUUUGAAGGUUUUGCUUGGGUUUGUGUGUCACAACAAUGGCAACCAAACGAUCUCUUGCAAGGCAUUCUACUCAAGCUUAUACCUGAACAGAGCGAUCAGAUAAUGAAGAGCAAACAAGAUGGGCUAGAAAGGCUGCUUCAACAGCACUUGCAAGAUAAUAAAUGAUAGUCCUGGACGACCUUUGGUCAACGGAAGCUUGGGAUUGUCUAAAAGACGUAAUCCCAGUUUCGGAGGAUGGAUCCAAAAUUUUGCUCACAACUCGUAAUGAAGACGUGGCAGCAUAUGUUGGUCCAAAUGGUUAUCACCACAAAGUGCUUUGUUUGACCGAGGAAGAAAGUUGGGAGUUGCUACGAAAGAAAUCAUUGUGGAAGAGUAACGGUGCAGGUUGUGAAGAUUUGGGCAAGAUGGAAGAGUUAGGAAAGAAAAUGUUGAAUAACUGUAGAGGUCUUCCACUGGCUGUGGUGGUUUUGGGUGGAAUUCUUAGAACUAAAAAAACCCUCAAGGAAUGGAAGGAAGUGCAUGAGAAUAUCAAAUCUUAUCUGGCUAGGGGAGAAAAAAUUGGAAAAGAAGGAGAGGUGCCAAAGAUUUUAGCUUACAGUUACUAUGACCUCCCUUGGCUACUAAAACCAUGCUUCCUUUACUUGGGUAAAUUCAGGGAAGAUUCCGACAUUAGAGCGGAGAGUUUAUAUCAAAUGUGGAUGGGAGAAAGUAUGAUAUUUGAGAAUGAUAGAAGGGAGCAAGAAACGAUGAUGGAUGUUGCAGAGCGUUACUUGAAAGAAUUAGCAAUAAGAUGCAUGGUUGAAAUUAAAGCAUAUGAGGAGGGGAAGCAUGCAGUAACAAAGUUGGAGUCAUGUCGUCUUCAUGAUCUUAUGAGAGAUCUAUGCUUAGACAAGGCAAAAGAGGAGAAUUUGUAUAAGCUGGUCGAUCGAAGUCCUUCACAAGAUUCUCCUCCUACAACUGAAGCACAGUAUGGUUUAGUCCUUCGUUUGCUUCCAGAGGAUGUCUCUCAAUACAACUUUCCGCCAGAAGAACAAACUAAGCAUCUUUGCUCAUUCCUGUGUGAUCCGUUGGCAGGCAAAGGGCAAUUACCUAUUCCAGGGGUGAGAAUAAUGUCCCAAGUCAAGAAUUUGAAGAUGCUCAGGGUUUUGGCAAUGUUAUCCUUCAACAUGGCCUCCCAAAGUUGUUAUCUCAAAUCACCUCUGGGAUAUGUCGGUAAGCUUAUCCAUUUGAGAUGUUUGAGAUUGAGAGGUCAAAGUAUAAACUUGCCAUAUUCCUUGGGCAAUUUAAAGUACUUGGAAACUCUCGAUUUGUCUGGUAGUGAUAAUUCUUGUAGAAUACCAAACGUCCUAUGGAAAUUGGAACGUUUUAGAUAUCUUUAUCUUCCGAAUUGGUGGUUGGGCCCUCAGCCUAAGCUGCGGUUGAACAAGCAGCUGGAGAUACUUGAAUCAUUCGAUAACAAAUUUUGCUAUCCUGAAGAUGUAUGCAAAUUAUCGAAUCUCAGAUCUUUCAAAGCAAAUGUGUUUAAAAAUCUCGAGGACCUGGAACACAUCAUCAAUCAUAUAUCAAACUUGGACUGCUUGAGCAUCAGCUCACUUAAAAUCUAUGACUUUGAUUUUGGCAGCAACAGGGGUUUGGAUGUUCUUUCAAGGGUGUUGUUUAGUAGGAAUAUUCAUGAAUUAGAGAUCAGGAAUAGUUUAUGCAAGAAGUUGCCAGAUUACCAAUCCCAGACGGUUCCUCACCCUGCAGGACUUACUCAAUUAAGCCUGACUUAUAGCGGAAUUGAGGAAGACCCAAUGGCAACACUCGAGAAGCUUCCUAAGCUAAGAAUACUGGAACUUGGGCCAAAAUCUUUUCUGGGCCAAGAAAUGCGCUGCCACUCGAUGGGAUUUCCCCAACUAAAAGAUCUCAUGCUUUUUGGUUUGGGUAACUUAAUGCAGUGGAAAGUGGAUGAGGGGGCCAUGCAUAAGCUCUCAGGUUUAUGGAUUGAGGACUGUACAACGUUGGAAAUGAUUCCAGAUGGGCUGAGAUGUUUGACCACGCUAGAAGAGGUCUCUCUAGCGGGCAUGCCUGAAGAAUUCAACAAUAGAGUUAGGAUCGAGAAUGGUCAACAAGGAGAAGAUUGUGAUAAAAUAAGCCACGUGCCUUCAGUUAAAAUCCACAGAAGGGUUAAAGGAGUAAUAGGUUAUCAAGUAGAAACUGUUUGUCCAAGCAAUCCUGUUUAACGAAGCCCUGGGUCUUUUCUUAAGAAAAUUCUACACUGAAUCUCCUGGCUUUCCCUGAUCUCAUCCGAUUCAAAUGUGAGCUUCUGUGUCGUAAGUUUCUUUGCACAUAGCAGCUGUUAUGGGACUCCAGAUGAUCUGAAACCAGCAUGACAAUGGCCAACAAGAUUGCAAGCUGGUUAGAUCUUCUUGUGUAGCUAGCAUUUGUAUGUAUUGCGAGCAUCUUUACUUAGCUAUUAGGGAAAGAUACGAAUUUGUUAUUUGAUCCUUCACUUUAGUGUUUGAUUAACAAGGAGAUAAUGUGUGAUUAUUUUUAGCUUUUGGUUUCGUUA
Molecule: messenger RNA, 2681 nt
Organism: Coffea eugenioides
Lineage: Eukaryota; Viridiplantae; Streptophyta; Magnoliopsida; Gentianales; Rubiaceae
Product: probable disease resistance protein RF45
Exons: 4
Coding region: 292-2352 (686 amino acids)
Biological process (GO): defense response to other organism
Molecular function (GO): ADP binding
Source: RefSeq, a predicted model, not a curated record